Messenger RNA from Salpingoeca rosetta, 1429 nucleotides. RefSeq lists its product as uncharacterized. Gene Ontology annotation, cellular component: mitochondrion. Gene Ontology annotation, molecular function: pyruvate dehydrogenase (acetyl-transferring) kinase activity. Bases 142 to 1290 code for a protein of 382 amino acids. Gene Ontology annotation, biological process: protein phosphorylation; regulation of glucose metabolic process. The transcript has 5 exons. Lineage: Eukaryota; Choanoflagellata; Craspedida; Salpingoecidae. The record is from RefSeq and is a predicted model, not a curated record.
GGCUGAUCAAAGUUGGGAAAAAUAUUGAACACCGUUUUAAAGUUUCGGCAUUGCAGUGGCAGGACUUGACUUGUUGCUUGCUUUGGAUUGUGUGCUGGCACGCACCCGCCUUGAGGCUCAUCAUCAAUCAUCAGCAGCAUCAUGGCAGCGACGGCGAGUGGCGGUGGAGGGUUGAUUGGGUUGUUGUGGGGAGCGAGAGCUGGGCAAGUGUCACUGCGGUCUUUGGCUAAUGUUGUGGUCAAGUUGGGGAACGACCUGCCGCGUCUCAAGUUCCUGACAGAGGCUGCUCCAGACGACAUUCUGGAAGAACCGCUGCAGGCGCGCAAGCAGGCCGUGUCAGUAUGGAAUGAUUUCAUCCAUGGGGAAGCCAUGGAAGAUGAGCGCCAAGCUGCUCCGAUGAUGACACAGCGACAUAUUGGGUGCAUGGCGACAGCGUGCUUGGCAGCACGUAUGUUGACGGAACACAUCUGGCUGCUCAGCAACAGCACGCUCUUUGGUGACUGCAGCGACAUUGCUGACUCACAGGGCACCGCCAAGAGAAUACGCCAGCAAGCAGCGCAGGACCUGCCGCCUGACGCCAUUGCUUCACUGGAUGACCUUGUUCGAGACCCUGCCGAGAACCCGCUGCAGCCCGCACCGCGCCCUGACCUCUGCCAUGACGCGCUUGGCGACAUGCUUCGAACGCAAGGCCACAAGGUCGAUGAGGAGAACAUGCUGAGGCAGCCAGAUGCGCUGCUCGUACAAGACAUUGGCAACCUGCGCAACCUCCUGGAUGUGGUCAUCAUGGAUGUGUCCUCGCUUGCUGUGGAGAAGCACGGCGUGGCGCCUCAUGUUCACAUCGACGACAGCUUGCGCUCUCUCCCUUCUCCGCUUGUCUCCAUUCCCAUGUAUCUCGACACGUUGUUGCGCGAGCUCCUCAAGAACGCAUUCACCGCUACGAUAUCCAGGCAUGGCAUUGACGCAGACAUGGCGCCCCCAAUUGAGAUUCGCCUGUCCAGGUUCAACCACCAGCUGGCAAAGAUUGCCGUCGUCGACUCGGGCUCCGGCGUUCCUUUGCGCAUCGAACGCUCCAUCUUCGACUGGUUCUUCACGUCGCAGGCAGCCAACAAGAACCCCUCGUACACCUUCUCUGGCGACUUUGGCGGCGUGCUGGCGGGCGAGGGUGUGGGGCUUCCCCUCUCGCGCACAUAUGCGCAGCUGCUUGGUGGCGACUUGGCGCUGAGUCAUGUGUAUCGUCCGUCCGGCGCUGUCUUCCACCUCCUGCUGCCCACUCUCACCUCUGCUGAUUAGCGUGACACAUGCUGGUGCUGCUGACAGUUUGCUACUUCCUCCAAACGUACAGCUCGCAGCCGUUUGCUUCGCUGCAGUUGACGCAUUUUGAGCUACAAUCGCCAGCUUGCUGUGACUUGUUGUUAUGUUACACCUCCCC